AUGGAAUCUCGACCGAAGGAAAAUGCGCCAGAAGCGUCGCCAUUAACGGACGCAGAAAAGAUCCGGCUAAAGCGUUUAGCAAAAUUACAACAAAACGUGAGUAGCUCGACUGGGACUGGAGCCCCAGUCGUCGUCGCGCAAGAAAGUUCUACGUCCAAAGUAUCACCAAAGAAAAUUCAGCAACAGAUUGUUCGGGAACCGACCGAAAAGAAACCUCCAACGACUCCUCCCAAACACCAACCGCCUGUCAAAUCUUUUGAAGAUUGGCAGAACGAGGUUAUAUCCAAAGUUCUUCUGGUUACUCUCGAUAAAUCAACGGCUCAAAGAGGUUCUAAUCAAUUGAUCUACCUCGACUCCGUUGUUCAAGAGUUGAGCGAUGAGAAUCCAGGUACAAUCUUUCUUCCUUUCUCGAUUCUCGAUAGUGUUCUUGUCGCUCGACUGUCGAUGGACCCUAAUCAAAUGAGUGACGACGUCUUACUACCUCAAUUGCCAACGUUCGACUAUCUAUUGGAUUGUUGGAAGAGAGCUGCUGAAAUUAAGAAAGACUUGAUAGCACGUAAUUUGACGCUUGUUCCGAGGUUAUUAGCCGACGUCGACACACCCGAGGGAUUACCUUGGGAGUUUAUUCAGGGAUUGAUUGGAAGGGUUGACGAAGAAGGAUUUGAAGAGGUAUUUGGGCCUUACUUAAUGGGAAUUUCGGCUCAGAUGCGUGAAAAAAAAAUAUUGAGCGGAGAUUUCCGUCGUCCGCUGGAUGCAUUACUAACAUUGACGGAAGUCAAGACAUUCUCUUCUAUGUUACCAAACCUGAGAAGCUGGAAUCCUCCCGGAUUAUCACCCCGAGCAUUCGAGGUUGCUUCUUUUUUGGGUCCAUUCAGUCGAAUUUCGGCCUUUCCCAUGGAUGAGCCGGCUAUUCCCGAAAGUUAUUUCGGUAACGUUCAGCAAAGACGUCAAGCCGACGUAGAAUCUGCGAUUAUAAGUUUGAGGGGAGCUAUUCAGGGAGUUCAAAAAUCCAUGUUUAAAAUAUUUAAUAAUAUCAUCCGUUCUUCUCCGUCAGCUAGAGAAGGUGUGCUUGAUUACAUUGCCACGGUCAUAAAAUUAAAUGAGAAGAGAGCUCAAAUACAGGUUGAGCCGCUGCAAGUAGGGACAGAUGGGUUCUUGAUGAAUUUGACCAGCGUUUUGUUGACCCUUGCGGAUCCCUUCAUGGAUGUCAAUUGCUCCAAGUCCAAGAGAAUUGAUGUUAGCCAAGAGACAAAAAUUAAAGCAACCCAACAAGAGUAUGAUGAAUAUUGCGCAUUGCCGACCAGGAAUAAUGACGCACCCAACUUCAUAUCGGAGAUAUUUUUCCUUACAAUAGCAGCGCAUCAUUAUGGACCUUUGCAUUGUUAUGAAAAGUACAAUAAUUUGAUCAAAGAUCUAUCGGAACUUCAAAGACAAUAUGAACGAAUGAGAUCGGAUCAACCUAAUUGGGCAGGGACCCCUAACGCUUUAUUAAACGAGGAGCUACUAAAGCGCAUUAAAACACAACUCGAUAAAGGAGCUUCACACAAGAUAGCCUAUGAUUCGCAACUUUUAGACAACACGGCGUUAUCUCAUUCGCUCCAAUUUUACAAUUUGGCAAAUCCUUUCAGGUAUAAUCCUAAAGUCUCUCUUAUGAAUUCACGUGAGGAGUUGGUCGUCUUCAUAAUCACGUUCCUCAAUUCUUCGUCCUACAUCAAGAAUCCAUACCUAAAGGCCAAGUUGGUGGAAAUUUUGUUUCAUUAUACCUUGUACGGCGAAAACGAAGGUGGAAUGGGCGCAAUUUUGGCAACUCAUCCCAUUUCAUUAAACCAUCUGAUGUCAUCCUUAAUGUCGUUUUACGUUGAGGUCGAGCAGACCGGAGCGCACACACAAUUUUACGACAAAUUUAAUAUCCGCUAUAACAUUUCACAAAUCUUUAAAGCAAUAUGGAACAAUCAUACUCACAAAGAGAAACUGAAGGAAGAAAGUCGGAAAGCAACAUAUACCAAUAGGAAGAUGGAAUCUUUUGUUCGUUUCGCCAAUUUGCUCAUGAACGACGCGACAUAUUUGUUGGAUGAGAGUUUAACAAAAUUAACGGAAAUCCACAAUAUACAAGUUGAAAUGGAUAACAGGGUGCAAUGGGAUAAUCAGACACCGGUCGGUUUUUCUUUGUCCUUCAGCCUUUUCAUAGGUCCAAAAUGCACUGAACUGAAGGUCAAGAAUCGUGAGAAAUACCGGUUUCAGCCUAGAGAAUUGCUAUCACAAUUAAUAUCCAUUUAUCUAAACUUGGGCAAGCACAAGGAGUUUGUGCAUGCGGUGGCAAAAGACGGUAGAAGUUAUAACAAAGAUCAUUUCUCCAAGGCGGCGUCAAUUUUGUUGGCUCGAGGAUUGAAGCUAGACAAGGAUGUCGAGGAAUUAAAGAAAUUUGUCAUCAAAGUUGAGGAAGUUAAAGCCGUUGCCGAUGAAGAAGAAUUGGACGAGGUUCCUGACGAAUUUUUGGAUCCACUCAUGUAUAAUAUUAUGGAAGAUCCAGUAAUUUUACCCGAAUCAAAAGUCACCAUUGAUCGAAGUACCAUAAUAACACAUCUCUUAAGCGAUGCCACGGACCCGUUCAAUCGAAAGCCACUAUCAAUAGACCAAGAAGUUUCAGUUGCACCAUAUGAUCCAUCUUCUGAGAGUCCAUUUAUCUAUAUAGUUAAAUUGGAGGUGGAGGUGGGAUUUCUAAGAAAGACGAUGGAAAUAAAGGAACAUUUUGACACCGAGGAGAUGUCGAUGAUAUAUUGCCAGUUGUUCAGCAAUCAAAUUUUAAGCACGGGCCAGCAACUUGUCUUUGAUUUCCAUGGCGUCAAUCUCCAAGUUGUUAUAAAAAGUGUGCAAGUAGCAGAUCAGUUGACCAUUUCUAAAAUAAUAAACGGGGAAAAAAUCGAAUUGGGCUUACGCGCUGGCAACCGAGGUAUAUUGACGCAGCAAACUGUGAUGCAUUGGUCAAAAGCUGCUGCUUCAUCAAUAAUAUUACAAGGUGCAACUAGGAGCACAUCUCAAAAUGCCAUCAUUCAACCUGAUUUCAAGUUUGAGGAUAUGGGAAUUGGUGGGUUGGACAAUGAGUUUAGCGCCAUAUUCCGUCGUGCAUUCGCAUCGAGAAUAUUUCCUCCCAGUCUAGUGGAAAAACUUGGCAUUCAGCAUGUUAAAGGAAUCCUUCUCUUUGGACCUCCUGGAACUGGAAAAACUUUGAUGGCGAGACAGAUUGGCAAGAUGCUUAACGCUCGUGAGCCAAAAAUAGUGAAUGGACCGGAAAUUUUAAAUAAAUAUGUUGGUCAAUCGGAGGAAAAUAUUCGGAAACUGUUUGCGGAGGCGGAAAAGGAGUAUAAGGAAAAAGGAGAAGACUCUGGUUUACAUAUUAUUAUAUUUGACGAACUGGACGCCAUAUGUAAACAGCGUGGUAGUAAAAAUGAUGGAACUGGUGUGGGAGACAGUGUUGUUAAUCAGUUACUGGCAAAGAUGGAUGGAGUGGAACAAUUGAACAAUAUUCUUAUUAUUGGAAUGACAAAUAGAUUAGAUAUGAUUGAUGAAGCGUUAUUGCGUCCUGGGCGACUGGAGGUGCAUAUGGAAAUUGGAUUACCGGAUGAGAAUGGCAGACUGCAAAUUUUAAAAAUUCAUACAGCAAAGAUGAGGACAAACGACAUAAUGGAUCCAGAUGUUGAUCUCAACGAACUUUCCAGUUUAACUAAAAAUUUUAGUGGCGCAGAGAUUAAUGGUCUCGUUAAGAGCGCUAGUUCAUUUGCGUUUAAUAGGCAUGUCAAAGUUGGGACACUUGCUGGCGUAACACCGGACGUAGAAAAUAUGAAGGUCAAUCGGAAUGACUUUUUGUCCGCCUUGGAAGAAGUGCGUCCUGCAUAUGGUGUUAGCGAGGAAGAAUUGGAGCAAUGCGUGCAGAACUCGAUAAUUAAAUUUGCACCAUUUGUUGAGGUCGGUCCUUCUGGUAGUGGUAAGACGGCUUUGGCAGCCACCAUGGCAAUGUCAUCCGAAUUCCCAUUCAUAAAGUUGAUUUCUCCAGAAAGUAUGGUGGGAUAUUCUGAACUAUCAAAGAUGAGCGCAAUCAACAAGGUGUUCAAUGAUUCCUAUAAAUCACCUUUGAGCGUUAUUGUUGUAGAUAACAUCGAAAGAUUACUUGAUUGGGUUCCUAUUGGUCCACGAUUUUCAAAUGUCAUUUUACAAACUUUAUUGGUCUUGCUUAAGAAACGACCACCAAAGGAUCGUCGGCUUUUAAUUCUAUCCACCACCAACGAAAAAUCAGUUAUUGAUGAAAUGGGCAUGUCCGAUUGCUUCAAUUCGGAAAUAUAUGUUCCGAAUAUUACCGAUCUGGGUUCUAUUGACCUCGUGAUUAAGGAGUUGGAGUUGUUCAAUGACGAUGAACGAUCGCGAGUUCUCAACACUCUACGAGGUCAAGUUUCGUUAAAGGUUGGCAUUAAGAAGCUUUUGACGAUAAUUGAGAUGAGUCGACAGGAUGUGGAUAAAGUUGAAAAGUUUUCCAACACUAUCCUUAAAACCUACCCGAAGUCGAAUAAUUCGAUUUCCUUUCAAGUCGAACUAAAUGAUUCGAGUAUGAUCGAACCAGAUGACUCGAAUCUUCCAGGAUUGGCGAAUUAUUCAACCCCCCCACCUGCGGGCUAUUGA
Acaulospora colombiana is the source of this 4671-nucleotide messenger RNA. Lineage: Eukaryota; Fungi; Glomeromycota; Glomeromycetes; Diversisporales; Acaulosporaceae. The record is from the annotation of a GenBank genome assembly.